UUGCUAACGGCGUGACGCGCUUCCGGCGGCCGUAGGGAGGGCAGCAUGGCGGCAGCGGUGGGGCCUGAGGCCGAGGCCGAGUCGGUGGCGGCCGCGGCCGCGCCUGCGCCGGUGUCGGCGUCGUCGUUGCUGGCGCUGGAGCCGCGGCUGCAGCGCGAGUUCCAGCAGAAGGUGCAGCGGGUCCGCAACAACCGGGCGGCCCAGGAGGAGCUGACGCCGGGCGUGGUGUACGUGGGGCACCUCCCGCGGGGGCUCCGCGAGCCGCAGAUCUACGAGUAUUUCGAGCAGUUCGGGAGGGUGACGCGGCUCCGGCUCUCCCGCAGUAAGAAGACUGGAGGUAGCAAAGGCUAUGCGUUUAUAGAGUUCGAGUGCGAUGACGUGGCUAAGAUUGUUGCAGACACAAUGAACAACUACCUGUUUUCUGAAAGACUGCUUAAGUGUCAGUUCAUACCUCCUGAAAAGGUCCAUGAAAACCUCUUCAAAAACAGCAACAGGAUAUUUCUGAAGCCGUCUCAGCCCGCGGUCAGGCGGUACAAUAAGAUACGUUCCCUCGUUCAGAAGGCGAAGAUGACAAAGCGACUGCUGCGAAAGGAGAAGCUUUUGCGGAAGAGGCUGGCUGAAAAGGGGCUCGAUUAUGACUUCCCAGGAUUUGCUGCACAGAAGCUUUCCAUAAAGAGAAAUAAAGUUAAAAUGUCCAAGAAGUCAAAACUGAAUGCUUCUUUGAGCAGCCAGGAUCCUACUCCAGUCUGUACUCCAGCAGUGCUCGAGCGCCGGAGAGCUGCUCAGGUGGAUGAUGACGCAGAGGACAAUGAAAUAACGCUCCGACUGCCCCCUGCCAGUGUUAAGAGUGCUGUGCAGAGACAAAAGAAGCAGCCAAGAAAAACCAAACCUGAAGAAACAGAAAUAGACAUGAAAUUUUCAUGGCUACAGUCAUGUUUUUCCUUGACUCAAGAACCGGCAAGGCAGAGCUGCUAGUGGUUCUGCUGCCCUGGCUUGGUUUGUCUUGACCGGACUGUUUCAGCCUUUCCUAGGCAAGGGAUCUAUUCACAAACCCUCCCCCUCCUCUCCAGCCAUCAGUGGACCUACAGUUUUCUCUGCCUUUGAAGAUAUUCUUGCCUUUGUGCUCACAAGUGCCCAUAUUGUGACAUGCCUACAGUCACGCGAGAACCUUCAGUCAGUUCUGUAGCUUGUCCCUAGCGCUCACUGUUUGGAAAGAAAACGUGAGACUGUCCGUUCAGAACUUCCUGAUGCAGGCUGUAUCUUAAAUUUAUAAAUAAUGAUGGGUUAUAAAAGAAAAAAGUAGCGAUUUUUCAACUGUG
Molecule: messenger RNA, 1319 nt
Organism: Phalacrocorax carbo (great cormorant)
Lineage: Eukaryota; Metazoa; Chordata; Aves; Suliformes; Phalacrocoracidae
Source: RefSeq, a predicted model, not a curated record